This is a messenger RNA of Canariomyces notabilis, 1750 nucleotides long. RefSeq lists its product as uncharacterized. The record is from RefSeq and is a predicted model, not a curated record. Lineage: Eukaryota; Fungi; Ascomycota; Sordariomycetes; Sordariales; Chaetomiaceae. The coding region runs from base 461 to 1351 and encodes 296 amino acids. The transcript has 2 exons.
GAGCAACCUGAGAUCUUCGAUUCUUGUUUCUUUAGCAACCACUUGCCUACGCAGCACACUCGUUCUUGUGUUCGAGACACUCGCUUCGUUUUCUCGGUUUUCUUGCAGCACUGUUUUUAUUUUCUACAGAACCACCAGAGCACCGCACUCGGUCCAAUUCAGCAUUGCACAUUGGUAUCUGCGCCAUUUCGGGCGGGUCUUAUUUACGGCCAGUAAUAGGGGCUACCCGCCGCGACCCCAGCGAAAGCCGUGUCACGUCCGUCGCCAGAUCGCCGGCCCGCCGACAGUGAGCGACUAUCUGCAGAAUCCAUUUUCUACCCGUCAAACAAUCCUUGCUUCGAUCUAUUCUGGUAAUUUCCGGGGAGAUUGAACUGCGCGGGUUCCGUCUAAGGCGCAGUUACAAGCCGUCUUCGACGGUCCCUCCAGGAUCUCCGACACCAUUCAAAACCGAGCAGUCGUCAUGAAGUCUCCUCUAUCCGCCGGCCAUUUGGCAGUUGCACUCUUGUCACUCACCCCUUCAGUCUCCGCUUUGAGCUGGCCGAGGUGGCUCCCCGAACUUGACACACUCGUUGUCCGGCAGGAUGACUCGUCAGACUCUGGCUCUGUCACCCCAACACCAACCGCAACAGCUUCCCAGUCGAGCGAGGGCGAUGAGGGCACCGUAACCAGCACCUCGACACGAGGUCGUAAUACGCCCGUCACAACGAACCUCAACACAGGCGGCAUCACACAGACGGGGACGGCAUCCGGCACGGCCCGCGCGACGGGCAACAGCACACGCGCGAGCACGACAAAGCACGCCACGUUCAACCCGCAAGACCCCGCAGGCGGUAUAACCAUGGUCACGCCGGCCGCCACGGCCGGGUUACAGCUGUACAAGCUCGGCGACAACGUGACGUGGGCGUGGAACUACACGAGUCUGCAGGCGACGCCGACGGCCAUCGACGUGCUCAUCUCCAACACGAGGGUGGCGCAGCCGUGGACGCUGACGCAAAACAUGUCAUGGGCCGAAGUCCAGAGCUACACGUGGGACACCAACAGCUACACGCAGCUGGAGCAGGUCGUCGCGACCCCCUUGCUGACCGACAUGUACACGCUCAUUGUCUACGACGCCGACAGCGAGAUGACGGCUACCCCCGAGGCCGGCUACCUCGCUCCCUACUCGGGCUUCUCGUUCGGUCUGUACGCCAAGCAGGAGUACCACGACACGGGCGACGGCUGGCAGUGCGCUUCGUGCAGCGGCGCCAUGGGCGGCAUGGACAGCAGGGCCCUGGGCACGGCGCUGGCCAUGAGCGCUGUGACCGUGCUUACCUUCACGUGGUUUGUGGCUGGCCUGGGAGCAUCUCUUUGAUUCUGAUUCUUGACGAGCAUGGGCGCGAGAAAAGAAGAAAUGGAGGGAAGGGUAAGCGCUUGACGGCGGAAUAUCGUUCUUGUAAUAUCUUUUCAGUGGGGUUGCUACGACUUGGGCCAUUGCCGGCCGGCGGCGGAGGGUCGGUUUGUUCUCUUACACUAACUAAUGAGGGGUCCAGAAUGGGAAGGGCGUUGGUCGUUUUGUUGCACCAUGGGCAUCAUUUCAUUUUGAUAUUCAUUGGUCUGCUUUGGGCCAGAAAAAAAGAGCGGAAAAGGAGGGAAGAAGGGGUGAUUCUUGUCUGGCAGAUAGGUAGUAUUCCAGUGGUUAAUGACACCAGCAUGUACCUACAUUGAGUAGCCUAACGAAAGCAUAUCUUCAAAUUUAUAUCGGGAUCUUCUU